AAGAUGCCCCACUGACCAUGGUCCUUUCAAUAAUUUCCCAGUCUGUGAUGGAGGAACAAAAGGGUGUCCAGGGGACUCAACCUCAGGUGGGUCCUUGUGCUUACCUUCCUAACCCAGCGUCCUGGCAGUCAGCUGCAGCCUGGGCAGGGGGAUCCUGGGGGCCUGACAGGCGAGGGGCCAGGGUUAAAAAAGGAACAGGGAGUCCCUUGGUGUGGAUAGGAGCUUCGAGGACAGCAUCCCUCAUUUGUGAACAUACCUGCUAGGGUGGUGGUGGGGGUCCUGGGUGCCGUCAGCACUGCUGACAGCGCCCCUUCCCCAAAAUGGGGAGAGCCUGACCCUCUGGGGAUUGGAGAAAGAUACCCCAGCCCACCCCAUCUCCCUUCACAUCACUGGCCCAAUUAUGCUCACAUCCACAGGCACACACAUGCAGGGUAAAGAGCUUUCCAGUGUUGCUUUCUCUCCCAGCUACACCAAGAGGCAGCAAAAUCAGCUCCACUUGCCAGGAGAAUGAAUUGAGGGGCUGAGGCUCAGGCCACAGCCUGGAGUCAGAGCCUCAGGAGCUGCUGGGAAAGCCUGAAGUGUCCCCACCAGGCUGGUGCGGGGCAGAGUGGGAGAGCUGUGGCUUCCCAAAGACCUGUUGGUGGAGUAAUCCCCCAAAGGAGGGCCUUUUCCCAGGUGUGCGGGGCGGCGUGGGGGGGGGGGGGGGAGACACCUAUACAAGAGAGCCUAUGGUCUUUGGGAGGUCCCGGGCCCACAACAGAAGGGAAAUACACCCUCCCCACCCCAGCCUCAAAAGUCAAGGGCACUGGGAUUCAAAGUGCCCUCCCCUUUCAUUUCCAUCCUUACCUGGUGGCCUUGGCAUGUCACUCCUGGCCCCCAGCCUGUUUCCUCCUCUUUAAGUGGGCAUAAUAGCGCCUCCCCCCAGUUAAUUGGGGGAGUCUGUUUAAAGUGUUUUGCUCCGGUAAAUGCCAGCGAUUGUUGCUGGAACACAGCCACGGCCCUGGGAUCAGAGCAUGUGCCUGGUGAUCUCAGACCUCUGUCUUCUCUGCUGGUGGCCCUGCCUGGACACCGCCCCCUCUGACCCUCUCUGCAGUGGCCUGCCAGAGAGCCCACAAGACUUAGCCACGCCCCUAAGCCCACCCCACUAAUAAACAGCUGCCUAGCCUGCCCCACAGUUCUCUGGCACUUUCCAGUCCUCUGGAGUCACAGUGGCUGCUGCACCAUGCGGUCCCCAGGCUUUGCACUCGCCUUCCUCACCGUGCCACUGGUGGUGUGCGGGGACUCAGAGGGUGAGCACCUGGACCCUGCCCAUCUCGAAUUCUACCCUUCUCGAAUCUACCCUCCCUUGCAGCUCCCCCUUCUCCCUGUAAAGCUCUGCCACUGGGGGGUUUCUUUGGGGGAGGAGAUGUUGGGGUCUUAGGAGAGGAGGAGCCCCAUUCUUGCAUGGAGCUCAGAGAGAGCCCAGAUUGCUGUCCCUCAUCUCAGUUCCCUGUCCACUGUCCGCAGGCACCUGGUGCUACGACUCCCAGGACCCAAAGUGUGGUGAGGACAGAGUGUCAUGUGAGGCUAUAUGGUAUCAGUCUUUGUCCUGUGGCCACUAGACACUCUGAUGCUAGCAUGAACCAAAAGCAGUGUGCAUGCCAAGCUUCUCUGGUUUCUGCAGGCCCCACCCACUGGAAGGAGAUGGCCCCUGCCUGUGGGGGCCCAGCCCAGUCCCCCAUCAACAUUGACCUUCACUUGGUUCAGCGGGACCCCACCCUGGGACCCUUCAUCUUACAGGGCUACAACACAGCACCUCCAGGCCCGUGGACCCUGGAGAAUGAUGGCCAUACAGUGCUGCUCCACAUAGACGCUGGCCCACAGAGCCACCUGGAGAUUCGGGGCGCCGGGCUGCCACUGCCUGCCUACCGUGCACUGCAGCUGCACUUCCACUGGGGGGGCCCUGGUCGAGCAGGUUCAGAGCACAGCCUGGAUGGGCAGCACCGCCCCAUGGAGAUGCACGUGGUCCACAUGAACACGAGGUACCAGAGCAUGGGGGAAGCUCGAGGUCACCCCGAUGGGCUGGCUGUGCUGGCGGUGCUGUUAGUGCCCCCUCCCCAGGAGCAGGACACUGACAACGCCAACUUCUCCGUCCUGGUAUCCAGCCUGAAGAAUGUGUCUGAGCGCGGAGUCUCUGUGAAUCUGGCCUCCACCUUCCCGCUGGCCUCGCUGCUGCCGGGCGCCUCAGGCCUCUUGCGCUACUACCGCUACUCGGGGUCGCUAACCACGCCUGGCUGCCAGCCUGCGGUUGUCUGGACUGUCUUCGAGGACGCGGUACCCAUUGGGCGCUCACAGGUGGGGCCCCCACCCUUUCCACUGGGCAGCUCUGCCCUCUUCCCUCCCUCCCGCAGCCCCGGCCCACGUCUUAACCUGUCUCUGCUCCGAGCCCUCAGGUGGCCCAGUUCCAGACCAUGCUCCAGGCUGGGCUCCCCGGCUCUCACCCUGCACUGCUCACCGAGAACUUCCGCCCGCAGCAGCCUCUCGGGGGUCGCAGGGUCUCGGCCUCUCCAGGUGCCUCCAUCCGCGCAGCAGCCUCAGCGCCCGCCCCAACCCUAGCCCGUGUGCAGGCGGCUCUGCUGGGCCUGUGGCUCUGGCAGAGCCCCUAAGAACCAGAUUCGACCCCUUCCCGCAAUAAACGAUACACAGAGUGA
Prionailurus viverrinus (fishing cat) is the source of this 2690-nucleotide messenger RNA. RefSeq names its product carbonic anhydrase 15-like. Bases 1444 to 2595 code for a protein of 383 amino acids. The record is from RefSeq and is a predicted model, not a curated record. NCBI's taxonomy places the organism in Eukaryota, Metazoa, Chordata, Mammalia, Carnivora, Felidae. The transcript is spliced from 6 exons. Gene Ontology annotation, cellular component: plasma membrane. Gene Ontology annotation, molecular function: carbonate dehydratase activity; zinc ion binding.